Messenger RNA from Miscanthus lutarioriparius, 195 nucleotides. The record is from the annotation of a GenBank genome assembly. Lineage: Eukaryota; Viridiplantae; Streptophyta; Magnoliopsida; Poales; Poaceae.
AUGCGGAGGACCGACAAGCUGCAGAGCCUCAUGGACUACUACUAUGAUGUGGUGUGCUCGGCGGGCGCCGGCAGGCGCGGCGCGGGGCGCUUCGUGUUCGAUGGCAGGCGGCUGAAAGGGGAGCACACGCCGGAGGACCUCAACAUGGCGAGCGGGGACAAGAUCGACUUUUUCGAGGAUCUCAUGUCUGGUUGA